Messenger RNA from Blumeria graminis f. sp. triticale, 1365 nucleotides. The record is from the annotation of a GenBank genome assembly. NCBI's taxonomy places the organism in Eukaryota, Fungi, Ascomycota, Leotiomycetes, Helotiales, Erysiphaceae.
AUGGCUAAAUCCCGUAAAGGAAUCAAAUUUAACCGCCGCAACAGCCAGAAUUGGGGCGUAGAAGGCCGGAGGAGUAGCUUUUCGGAUAUCAGCGAGGUAGCUUCAGAAAACAUCGUGAAUGAAGAAGAAGAAAAAAAAAAACAUGAAAACCGCGCCGAUGUAAGAGCGCAGAUAACACCGAAAUCUGAUUAUGAGAAGAAAAAGGCAACUUUCAUCACACGUUCGAUCUGGACAUUUGUUAUGGUCGGCUUGUUCUGUGGUGCUAUGUUUAUGGGACACAUAUAUAUAAUUGCAAUCGUUACUGCAGUACAGAUUGUGUCAUUCAAAGAGGUAAUCGCCAUAGCCAAUGUCCCAAGUCGAGCAAGAAGACUUCGAUUCACAAAAGCCCUUAAUUGGUACUGGCUUGCCACUACAAUGUACUUCUUGUAUGGUGAAAGCGUUAUUUAUUAUUUCAAGCACAUUGUGCUAGUGGAUAAAGUUUUGUUACCAUUUGCAACUCAUCAUAGAUUCAUAAGCUUUAUGCUUUAUGUUAUUGGUUUCGUCUUUUUCGUUGCUUCGUUACAAGUUGGAAAUUAUCGAUUCCAAUUUACUCAAUUUGCAUGGACACACAUGGCUCUGUACCUUAUCGUCGUCCAAGCCCAUUUUAUCAUGAACAAUGUGCUCGAGGGUAUGAUAUGGUUCUUUUUACCUGUCUCGCUUGUCAUUUGGAAUGAUACGUUCGCAUAUAUUUGCGGCAUAACUUUCGGCCGAACACAGCUCAUUAAGUUGUCGCCAAAGAAAACAGUAGAGGGCUUUGUCGGGGCAUGGAUCUUGACUAUCAUCUUUGGGGUAGGAAUGACCAACAUACUUAUGAGAUACAGGUAUUUUGUCUGUCCAGUAAAUGACCUCGGCGCAAACAUUUGGACCGGCCUACAGUGUGCCGUUAAUCCUGUCUUCUUACCACGUACAUAUCAUCUUCCCACAUGGUUUCCGUAUACAAAGUCAUUCCAGAUGGCCCCUAUGCAGUUUCACAUACUCGUCUUCGGAACCUUUGCCUCUCUUAUUGCACCAUUUGGUGGUUUUUUUGCUUCCGGAUUAAAGCGGACAUUCAAGAUCAAGGAUUUCGGAGAUUCUAUUCCUGGACAUGGAGGAAUUACUGAUCGCAUGGAUUGUCAAUUUAUAAUGGGCUUUUUUGCAUACAUGUACUACCAUAGCUUCAUUGCAAUCUACAAAGUAUCUCUUGGAGGUGUAAUAGAGACUGCCAUUACCGGGUUAACCCUGGAGGAACAAAUAGAACUUGUCAAGGGAAUCAGUAAACACCUUUUCAAUCAAGGUGUUGUUGCUGAACAAACCCUGGAAUGUCUUAAUGCGGCACUCGGAAGAUAA